GUCAGGAGCCUGAGCUCACAAAUCCAAGUCAAGAGGAGAGGACAGGACACUGCACACUCCUGCAACAGGAAAACACACUAUUUAAAGCAAGAUUUCAAAAGUUUAAGACAGCGGCAGCAAUGAAGACAACACUGGCAACUGGGACUCUCUGCCUUGUGGUGCUCAUGGCCACAGGUUUCCCUUUCGAGAGGAAAGGGGGCUCACCCUCCAGCAGCGGUGCCAAGGAGAAGCGUGUACAGUAUGCAGCAUGGGAUGAUGUCAAUGUCAUUGCCCAUGGGCUGCUGCAGCUGGGCCAGGGGCUGAAGGAGCAUGUGGACAAAACCAAAGUCCAGAUGAGAGACAUCUCCAGCAAGCUCAAGGUCUUCAAUCGCACUGUGACCGAGCUGGGGAAGGAAAGCCAGAGGCUGCGAGAGGAGGGGGAGGCCCUGAAGGCUCGUGCCCAGGGGCUGGAGGACAGAGAAGGCCAGCUCCUGAAUGUCACAGCCGAGCUGAGGGAGAAGGCGGAGGAGAUGCAGCAGGAGAGGAGGACGAUGAGCGAGAGGGUGAGCCGGCUGGAGGAGCGGGUGGACAGUAUGCUGCAGGGAGACUCGGUGUUGCCUGACACGGACGCUGGUGCCAAGAACAACAGUGAUGCUCGCAACAUCCAGCUAAUGCUGGAGGCGCAGAACAGACGCAUCGAUGAUCUGAUGGAGCGGAUCAGACUCCAGCAGGAGAAGCUUGACAAACAGAAUGUGCGCAUCAGGACGCUGCAGAGUCAGGUCCAACAGGCACGACAGAGACCUGCAUCUCCGCGGAGCAGCGACACUGACGGCUCCGUGCAGAGUGGCGUCGCGGAACAACAAGACUCACCAGUCGAGAUGGCAUCAGACUGUCAUGAGCUGUUCCUGAGAGGAGAGACCACCAGCGGGGUCUACACCAUCCAGCCAAUGAAUGCAGAGCCCUUUAAAGUCUUCUGUGAGAUGACAGCUGAUGGUGGGUGGACAGUGAUCCAAAGGCGCCAAGAUGGCUCAGUGGACUUUGACCAGCUAUGGCAGGCCUACGAGAAAGGCUUUGGCGGCCUGAAUGGAGAGUUCUGGUUGGGUCUAGAAAAGAUCCACUCCAUUGCCAAAGACGGUGGCUACAUCCUCAACAUCAAGCUCUCUGACUGGAUUGGUGACUUAGCAUCUGUCCGUCUCCCCUUCCACCUUGGCGGAGAGGAAACCAAGUACUCGCUCCAGGUUCAGAAAGCCGACGCUUUCAGCACCUUGGAGAGUUCGCUGGGGACCGACGCCACAUCCGGCCUGCCUUUUUCCACCCGCGACCAAGACAACGACCGGAAAAACGACACCAACUGCGCCAAGCAGCUGUCUGGUGGCUGGUGGUUCAGCAACUGCGGUCGCUCCAACCUAAACGGCAGAUACUUCCAGAGUCCCCCUCCCAAGCACCGGCACCAGAGGAAGCAGGGCAUUUUCUGGAAGACCUGGAGGGGCCGCUACUACCCUCUGAAGUACAGCAUGAUGAUGAUCGCCCCUGCUGCCAUUCAAAGCAAGUCAUAGAGAACAGAGAAAGACUGAAAGAAAAGGCUGAGACAAAGAGAAGGGGGUGGAAAGAAGUAGAUUUUGGACUAUUCUUUCUUUUUCUUGGUGCUUAGUUGAUGAGGCAGAGGUUUCCAUUUCCCCUGGUUGUCUCCCUGCAAGGAGAACCUCAUACCAGAGCCCAGACCCUCAAAACAGAAGCAUUAAGAACUCACUUUCAAUGAGUUCCAGGUUUCCACUGCUGUGUUCUCUGAGAGACGAGCAGAUUCCUCCCGUGCACAUAGAGCCACAAAUGGAAAAAGAGAAUAAUAAAACGUGCAGUGGAAAAUCUUUCAUGUGUUGUACCACCGCAGUUGAUUUCUUCUGCUGGCACGAAGUGGGGCCCCUAGACAGGAGAGCGCCACAGGGCGAGUCCCAGCCUGCCCACUGUGCUGUAAGCCACAAAGGAUUUCCAACAAGUCGAGACUCAUCGGCAGACAUGUGGUGUCAGGUGUGUAUGUGGGCUGUUGGUGCAUUUGGAUGUGGUUUUGUAGCAAGCUAGCAGCACUGUCAGCUGAGCAACAGCAUGAGAACGACUCGUAUUUUGUAAAGGAUACAUGCAGGACUGAAACACAGGCCGAUUAAGCAGGCCUUUUAAACCCUGUGGUGUCGACCAAAUGGUGACUAAAUUAAAACAAAGAGUUGUUUUCCACAUGGACAUGAUGAGAUUAGCGUUGAAAGCAUUAUGUAAAGUUAUAAAUCACUGUAAACUAGGAUUACGAUGCAGAAACUGUGUCAAGACUGAUGUUGGAAAGCAGUUUGUGGGGCACUGAAGACUAUUUCAGCCUUUUGUACAAUAUAUUUUCUGUCUGACAUUUUGAAUCAAAUUAAGCAUAUUCUUCACUGACUUUGAUUUUCUGUGGAGAUUUUGAUGGUAUUAAGUCACAUUGACUUCUUUUAAGAUGGUUUUGUACAUAGCGUCUGAAGGAAUGUCGUCUGUCUUUACAGAAAUACAACUGUUUCUGAGUUGUUGUCACAUUAUCUGUUGUCCUCAUCACUUGAGAGUUUGCUAUUAUAGAUGUUCCCUUUUCUUAUUUAAAUGGUGUAAAGAAUCACUAUAUAUAUUGCUGGUGCUGCCUGUUUGUAAUUUAUAUUGUCUUUGUUGUGUAAAAUGACGAGAUGUAAAAUUGUUUUUUAAGAGAAAUAAACAUUUUUGGCCACAAUGAGCCAAUAAAAUUGAUUUA
Molecule: messenger RNA, 2737 nt
Organism: Chelmon rostratus (copperband butterflyfish)
Lineage: Eukaryota; Metazoa; Chordata; Actinopteri; Chaetodontiformes; Chaetodontidae
Gene: angptl4
Product: angiopoietin-like 4
Exons: 7
Coding region: 120-1535 (471 amino acids)
Biological process (GO): triglyceride homeostasis
Molecular function (GO): enzyme inhibitor activity
Source: RefSeq, a predicted model, not a curated record